GAAGAAGAAGAAGAAGAAGAAGAAGAAGAAGAAGAAGAAGAAGAAGAAGAAGAAGAAGAAGAACUCAGUGCAAACCAAUAAUUUAUAACAUCCUGGAAUGUAAUUCUAUCUAUUGGCCAUUGAGAGUUCACCCCCUAGUAGGAGCAGUCUUCCACAGGAAUGAAUGGAAUUCUACAGUAUUUCAAUUAAUUGUUUCAAGGACAAAAUUACAUGUAUUUAAGUACUUAUUUUGUAAUGUUGGGGACAGUAACAUUAGCUAUCUCUAAAAAGUAUACUUGUUUUACUUCUAAUGUUUAUAUAUUUUUUGUCGUGUUUUAUUUGUAUGUUUAGCUCACAUAAUAGUAAUGUAAACGUAUGUAUUAAGCUGUAUGUAAUAUAAUGAAUGUGGCAAAAAACGAAUGUAGACAUUAAUACAUGCAUAUCUAUAGCUUCCUAAAUGUUUUACAACGUUGGGGGAGUGCCAAGAUGGAGGCACGGUGGCUUCAACACAGCGCCCCCUAAAAGUCAUCUAGUUGUAUACAUAAAUUAUUGGUGCAAACUCAUCCCAAACCCAGCGCGUGCAGUCACAUGAGAACGCGCCAUGGCUUCAGUUACCUCAACCAGUCGCUCAACUCGCUCCUCCCGACGAAGCGGCCCCGGCCCGUCCAGCACCAGCCCAACCCGGCUCUCCCGAAGCCAGGAGAAAGAGGAGCUUAGCCACCUGAACGACCGCCUGGCCGCCUACAUAGAGCGGGUCCGCCAGCUGGAGAAUGACAAGUCCUCAAUGCUGCUUCUCCUGGAGGAGAAAGAGGAGUCCACGACCCGGGAGACGGCCAACGUUCGGCGGCUGUACGAGACCGAGUUGGCCGACGCGAGGAAGAGCUUGGACGUGCUGGCUAACGACAGGGCCCGGCUGCAGAUAGAGAUGGGUCAUCUUUCUGAAGAGCAUAGCAACCUACAAGCCAGGAACCAGAAGAAGGAAGCAGAGUGUAACAUGGCCAUGGGUCAGUGGAGGAACUUGGAGGCGGUCCUCAACUCUAAAGACGCAGAGCUGGCCAAUCAACUGGCAGAUAACAGAAGACAGGCGGAUGAUGUAACUGACCUACAGGCCCAGGUGGCCAAUUUGGAGUGUGGGCUGGCGGAGACUAAGACCCAGCUGAACUCUGAGAUGUUGAGGAGGGUGGACCUGGAGAACCAGGUGCAGACGCUACGGGAACAGCUGGAGUUCCAGAGACACAUUGACGAACAGGAGGUCAGGGAGAUCCGGAGCAGACAUGAGAGUCGCCUGGUGGAGGUGGAUUCUGGGAGACAGAAAGAAUUUGAGAGUAAGUUGGCCGAGGCCAUGCAGCAGCUACGGCAGGAGCACGACGGACAAAUCCAGCAGUAUAAAGAGGAUCUGGAGAAGAAUUUCAAUGCCAAGCUGGAUAACGCCCAUCAGACGGCGCUGAAGAGUAGUGACUUUGCCUCGUCCACCAGAGAGGAGCUGUCUGCCACCAAGCUCCGCAUCGAGACCCUCUCCUCACAACUCAAUCACUUCCAAAAACAGAACGGGGCCUUAGAGGGGCGUGUGCGGGAGCUGGAGCGGACCCUGGACCGGGAGCGUGAGGUGUGGCAGCAGCGACUGAGCCACAAGGACGAGGAGAUGUCGGCCAUGCGGGCCCAGAUGCAGAGCCAGCUGGAGGACUACGAGCAGCUGCUGGAUGUCAAGCUGGCCUUGGACAUGGAGAUCAACGCCUACCGCAAGAUGCUGGAGGGAGAGGAGCAGAGACUCCACCUCUCCCCGAGCCCCUCCCAGCAUGGUGCCGUGGCACGCACACACGCACAUGGCGCCCGCCGAGUUGUCCGCGGGAAGAAACGCAAGAACGAAGGUGGCACGGGGUCCUCGCCAGCCUACAAGGUCUCACAGCACGCCAAGGCCCACAGUCACAUGAUGGUGUCGGAGAUAGACCUGAAGGGGAACUACGUCAUGCUGAAGAACAACUCUGAGAAGGAGCAGCCACUAGGGGCUGGGUGGUGA
Messenger RNA from Oncorhynchus gorbuscha (pink salmon), 1996 nucleotides. Its product is annotated as lamin-L(III)-like. Lineage: Eukaryota; Metazoa; Chordata; Actinopteri; Salmoniformes; Salmonidae. Bases 581 to 1996 code for a protein of 471 amino acids. The transcript is spliced from 8 exons. The record is from RefSeq and is a predicted model, not a curated record.